AUGGAUAGUACAACUACGAAUAGUAAUGCUCUUGCUAGACCAAAGAAAAAAGUGAAACUCUGUAUUGAAGUUUACGAAAAGCAGAGUGACCAUCCUCUUUUUAAAUUGCCCAAUGAAUUGUACAUGCAAAUAUUUUCAUAUUUGGUUGGUGAUCCGAUGCGUAAAGUGGAUAUUUCUUCAAUAGAGGUGAAUCAAGUUUGUCGUCCCGAUAAUUAUCCUCUUCACCAACAAGUUCUUGCACUGAUUCCUCCCUUUGAAAAUUUGAAAACCAUUACUAGAUUAAAUCUUGUCUGUAAGGACUUUAAUAUGAUGAUUAGGGGAGGUAUUCCACCAGAUGAUAGGUUAUUAGAUAGCAGUGAAAAUGAGAAUGAAACAAAUGAAGAGGAAACGAAUGAACCUGAGGAACCUAAUGAGUUUAUAAUGAAGGAUUUUGAAAGAUUUUGGUUACGUGGAUUCAAUUACUAUUUCAAGCUACUUUAUUGGAUUAGAACAAGAAAGUUGGAAAGUAUUACAAUGGCUUAUGGAGACAUGACACAGAAAGACUAUAUCGAAAAUGCCAAAGCUCAGAAUGUCAUUCUUCAUUAUGAGAGAGGGAAAUGUGCGACAUCGUUCGAGGAUGCUUUUGAUUAUGAUCAGUUUACAGGAGAUAUUGAUAUGGAUGCGAGUGAUGAGGAAGAGGUGAGAGAAAACGAAUCAUCCUCUGAAGUUCACUCAAAUUCAACUGAAAAUAAGGAAGAAGAAAAUAAGGAAGCUGCUGAACUUUACAAUAAGAUUUUCAAAUCAAGAAAACCAAAGUAUAACGAUCCACAACAAAGUAAGGAGCAGAUUUUAAAGAGAUUAAAGCAGUUGGAAAUUGACUGGCAGUCUUACGUUAAGUAUUUUAGACAAGAUGAUACGAGUUUUGAGUUGUGUUUAGAUGUAAUGCUUAUGAUAUCUCUUCACAUGUUUGAUACUUUUGACUCUGAUAAUACUGAUAUGUAUGAUGCAGGAUCUGGAGUUCCCAUUCAAAGAAAAUAUUUGAAUUCUUGGGUUUCAGGAAGUGCAAGAAAAUGUCAUGAAUCAUUUGCACAAGGCAAUAUUUUUAAACUUGGAAAAUGUGCUACUAUUCAAACCAUUGGAAAACUUUGA
Naegleria gruberi is the source of this 1128-nucleotide messenger RNA. RefSeq lists its product as uncharacterized. The record is from RefSeq and is a predicted model, not a curated record. The transcript is spliced from 3 exons. The coding region runs from base 1 to 1128 and encodes 375 amino acids. Lineage: Eukaryota; Heterolobosea; Eutetramitea; Acrasida; Naegleriidae.